Molecule: messenger RNA, 1485 nt
Organism: Aspergillus costaricaensis CBS 115574
Lineage: Eukaryota; Fungi; Ascomycota; Eurotiomycetes; Eurotiales; Aspergillaceae
Exons: 5
Coding region: 1-1485 (494 amino acids)
Source: RefSeq, a predicted model, not a curated record
AUGAAUUACCGUAUCAAGAAAAAGUUCGGAAAACUUAACACCAAACAGUGUAAAGCACUCGCAAAACAUGGUGGCAGGUGUAAGAAGCGCGCAAAGAGUUCCGGCUCAUAUUGCCAACAUCACAAACACCUUAUGCUGGAAAAGGAUAAAGAUCUCCCCCCACGCCUAAUCGAAAGUCAAAAUGAGGGAGGUCCUACAUUAGUGGUGCACGAUAUCACACCAGAUGAGAUGGAUAUGUCUGACAGCACUGUAUCGAGCGUUCCACUUGAAACGAAUUCUGAAGAUGAUGCACCAAUGCGGGAUACGCCAAACUCGGAUGCCGAGCCAUCGUCAGCCAGCCCUUACCAAAAUGGCUCUCAACGACAAGCUUCAGUGACCGAAGAAGUUAGUACCACGACGCCGACCGGACUCACUGAGGGCAAUGACAAUACUGGCGCAAACUCAUACCCACCAAGGAGUCUCGACUCCCCACCCGAGGUUGACUUCGCGGAAAAGGAGGCUAAACGAAGUAACAACGAAAACACUGGCUUCUAUUCAUCAAUCAAUCAAAACAGUGGAAACACGAUGAAUAUGAACUGCGGGAACACGAUGCAACAGAAUUGCGGAAAUACCACGACGAAUAACGAUUCCUCACGAAAUAUUCGUGUGGCUCGACAAUAUAAAACCGUCAUCAUCAAUAAGUACGGCGGGUUCUUCAAAGAGGAUGACCCGAUUAUCGAACAGCUGGUGCGAAAGGCAGCAGCUGAGAUGAGGAAUUUUAUUCAACAAUACAAUGUGCCUGCUGGCAAAGAAACGGCCAUGGUGGAACUGGCAUUAUUUGAUAUGGUUGUUGUCUGUGAUAAUAGUCUCUCUAUGUAUAAGUACAAGAAGGCCAUGCAAAGGACAUUGCGAGAACUUGUCAAGAUCUCUUCUCUUCUCUUGCCAAAAGGAAUUACGAUCCAGUUUCUCAAUACCAACGGCGACAAAAAGGAUCUGUACGAGAACAUAAAUACGGGCGAUAAAGUGGACAAUAUAUUCAAGGAUGCUAGUUUCCUCGAUAUCAAGAGAGUGGUUUGGAGCUCUCCAGAGAUAGGCGACGUUGUCAAUCGGGAUAUUGUCCAUCCUAUGAUUAUUAGAAAGGCCCGUGCAGGGGAGCUUAAGAGGCCGGUGAUAACUAUAAUGCUUACUGACGCGGAGAUACGUUCAGCUCAAGGCCGGGAGACACUCAAAUCAACCAUUCGCUCUUGUAAAAAUGCACCUGACCUGAAGGAGUACGGUGACAAAGCAGCACUCUUCGUCCUCUCUCGAGUGGGAAAUAAUAAACGAGGAAAGGAAUUUGUCAGUCAACUGGAAAAGGACAGUUCAAUCAAUGAUAUGCUACACUGUUCUCCAGAUAGUCUGGAUAAGUGGUUGGCAGACUGUCAGAAGAUUGGCAAUGAAAACAAGUAUACAGGAAAGCUCAUUGAACUUUUUCUUACUGCCUUGGACCGCAAUGGAACUGCCUGA